This is a messenger RNA of Salvelinus fontinalis (brook trout), 15087 nucleotides long. Its product is annotated as zinc finger FYVE domain-containing protein 9-like. The transcript has 18 exons. Gene Ontology annotation, cellular component: early endosome membrane. The record is from RefSeq and is a predicted model, not a curated record. Lineage: Eukaryota; Metazoa; Chordata; Actinopteri; Salmoniformes; Salmonidae. Gene Ontology annotation, molecular function: metal ion binding. The coding region runs from base 7659 to 11696 and encodes 1345 amino acids. Gene Ontology annotation, biological process: endosomal transport.
UUUCCAUGUCAUCUUAGCUCUGAUGGUAGACACUCCGGUCAUUGCGUUGGGUUCUACUGGGUUCAGUGAUGUAGAAUAUUCACGGAGUUCUGCAACUCAUCUUGAUUAUAAGACGGACCACUAUAAUGAUCGUCUACUUUAAUUACGUUCCGCUCAUUGGUUGGCUAAGACAUACAAACAACAUUAGCAAGCAAGCUAACUGACGGGAAAUAGCGGUAACUCAUUUGUCUGGUGUCUGGCUGGUGGUGGACAUUUAGUUUCGGGUGUCAGCUAACAUAUAUCUUUUUUUUUUUUUUAACAAUCGUUACCCCUGGCUUUUAGCCGUCGUAAACGCAACGGGUCUAUGACGAUAUGAUUGCAACAACACGCUGUGUAGAAGUAGCUGCUCCCCUCGGCGCGACCACCCCCAACACUCUGCUGCUACGUAAACCUACUAUCCUUUGUCCAAAACCGCUACUUGUAAACAUUAGCACGCACGGUUGCCACUAUUUCACAAUAUUGUAGCCUACACAUGAUUGACUGUAACUUCUGUGCAGUCUGCCAAAGUGUAUUUUGAAUUGCAUUUAGUCUUAAGCUACUGGCACCGCAGAAGCGAGUGCUGAUAGUACAGUAACCCAUUCAUAGAUGCUAACUGCUUUAUCGCCUAUUGACUAACUAGUUAGUGUCUUCUGGUCAAGGGGGAUUUUUCUUUUAAGAUCCCCGAAGCUCGUUUUGAACAUUUAAAACACAUUCUUGUUGUACAUUUUGGUAAACAUAAGGAAGAGUAUCUUUCAUAUAAUCAAAAAGGUAAAAUUACUACACACUAGGAUUUAGUGUUUGUUCAUGGCUUUACCUCCAUGUUACGGCGUGUGUUUGACAGAAGACCUAGCUAACAGCCGAUCCAUCUCGCGGUGUUCCUCCGGUGGAAGAACUUACACUUCCUCCCCAGUCCAGCGUUCUCCAAACACCUGUGUGUAAGCUACCUGGGGAGAAAGUGUAGUUCAACUGGAGGCACACGUCAUAUGGAUCUGUGUAAAACUCCUACAGUAAGUUAAAAAAAUAUAUAUUUGAAAGAUUCUUUUUUUUUUUUUUGCUGAUAGGUUGAUUAUGCCCCUUAUUUUUUCAUAUGUUUCGAAAACCGGUUUGAAAGCAAUGAUUAUGGAUUUUUCUAAACGUUAAAACAAAGGGUUGGAAUUGUAGUUGCACAUGGAGCCAACCAUGUGCCAAUGUAGCUGCUGAAAAUACUUACAGAGAUGAAGGGUUUUCGAGAGCUAAGCAACCUAUACUUCUUGGCCACAAGUUAACCAUAAACAACCAACAAUGUCACUUCUUUAUUUAACCAGGCAAGUCAGUUAAGAACAAGUUCUUAUUUACAAUGACGGGCCUACCGGGGAACAGUGCCUUGUUCAGGGGCAGAAUGACAGAUUGCUACGUUGUCAGCUCGGGGAUUCGAUCCAGCAACCUUUCGGUUACUGGCCCAACACACUGGGCUACCUACCGCCCCACUUUAAUGAUAGCUAUGUUAUUACGUAUUAUAAACUGGGUGGUUCGAGCCCUGAAUGGUGAUUGGCUGACUGACGUUGUAUAUCAGACCGUAUACUAUGGGUAUGACAAACCAUUUAUUUUUACUCCUCUACUUACGUUGGUAACCAGUUUAUAAUAGCAAUAAGGCACCUCUGGGGUUUGUUAGCCAUGGUAUAUUGGUCAUAUACCACACCCCCUCGUGUGUUAUUGCUUAAUUAUCUAAUGUAAAGACUUAGGGUGCCUUUAUUGUUUAAAGGUACUGCAUGUAAAUUAGCAGAUACUAUUAUUUCAUGUGCCUACUAAAACACAGCUGUUAACAGGUUGAUGUGUAGCUACUGAAACACAGCUGUUGACGUGUAGCUACUGAAACACAGCUGUUGACGUGUGGCUACUGAAACACAGCUGUUGACGUGUGGCUACUGAAACACAGCUGUUGACAGGAUGAUGUGUAGCUACUGAAACACAGCUGUUGACAGGUUGAUGUGUAGCUACUGAAACACAGCUGUUGACAGGUUGAUGUGUAGCUACUGAAACACAGCUGUUGACGUGUAGCUACUGAGACACAGCUGUUGACGUGUAGCUACUGAGACACAGCUGUUGACGUGUAGCUACUGAGACACAGCUGUUGACGUGUGGCUACUGAAACACAGCUGUUGAAGUGUGGCUACUGAAACACAGCUGUUGACGUGUUGCUACUGAAAAACAGCUGUUGUUGACAGGUUGAUGUGUAGCUUCUAAAAUAAUGGGCAAAUGUUGCACAAUUUAUGUGUGGAAAGCUCUUAGAGAAUUACCCAGAAAGACUCAGCUGUAAUCGCUGGCAAAGGUGCUUCUUAAGUAGGUGUGAAUGGUUAUGUAAAUGAGAUUUCUGUAUAUAAUUUCCUAACACAUUUGCUAAAAUUACUGCAAACAUGUUUUCACUUUGUCAUUAUGGGGUAUUGUGUGUAGAUUUGGUGAGAUAAAAAAAAAAAUAUUUAAUCCUUUUUUGAAAUCUGUCUGUAACACAACAAAAUGUGGAAUAAGUCAAGGGGUAUGAAUACUUUCUGAAAGAACUAUGCAUCUACCCAGAGAUUCUAGACCCUUCAGAUAUACAAACAUCAAAUGAUUAGGACCAAGGGGUAGAGAGUUUGGUACACAGAUACUGAUGUCAUUUUAAUUCUCGACCAAGCCAGGGCCAGCAUGCCCCAGCAUGCCAGUGCGUGCUAGCUAUCUUGCUUUGGUCUUUAAGGAGACCCCACAGUACUCUUUUAAAUGGAAGAAUGAUGACAUUUAACUGACUCAUAUCGAUGCCAAAGGCUGUUUUCAAACGAUAAGAGGUUAGAUAAUGUGUUGGGUAAGGUAUUGGCUAAUGUAUUGGUUAGGGUAAGGUAUUGGCUUAGGGUAAGGUAUUGGCUUAGGGUAAGGUAUUGGCUUAGGGUAAGGUAUUGGCUUAGGGUAAGGUAUUGUAAGAGGAGAGUAGCAUAAAGCGGUGUGGUUUAGGUUAAAUGGGUCAUGCUACAUACUCACCAAGGUUACGGUUAGGUUAGGUGGAUUGGAGUGUCAUACUACAUACUCACCAAGGUUACGGUUAGGUUACGGCUAGGUUAGAUGGGUUGGAGUGUCAUGCUACAUACUCACCAAGGUUAGGGUUAGGUUACGGCUAGGUUAGAUGGGUUGGAGUGUCAUACUACAUACUCACCAAGGUUACGGUUAGGUUACGGCUAGGUUAGAUGGGUUGGAGUGUCAUACUACAUACUCACCAAGGUUACGGUUAGGUUACGGCUAGGUUAGAUGGGUUGGAGUGUCAUACUACAUACUCACCAAGGUUACGGUUAGGUUAGAUGGGUUGGAGUGUCAUGCUACAUACUCACCAAGGUUACGGUUAGGUUACGGCUAGGUUAGAUGGGUUGGAGUGUCAUACUACAUACUCACCAAGGUUAGGGUUAGGUUACGGCUAGGUUAGAUGGGUUGGAGUGUCAUGCUACAUACUCACCAAGGUUACGGUUAGGUUACGGCUAGGUUAGAUGGGUUGGAGUGUCAUACUACAUACUCACCAAGGUUACGGUUAGGUUACGGGUAGGGUUAGAUGGUUUGUAGUGUCAGAUGGGCUAUGUGCAGUGAUCUGUGAGCUGCUCUGACAGCUGGUGCCUUAAGUUAGUGAGGGAGAUAUGAGUCUCCAGCUUCAGGGAUUUUUGCAAUUCGUUCCAGUCAUUGGCAGCAGAGAACUGUAAGGAAAGGCGGCCAAAGGAAGAAUUGGCUUUAAGGGUGACCAGUGAAAUAUACCUGCUGGAGCGCGUGCUACGGGUGGGUGCUGCUAUGGUGAACAGUGAGCUGAGAUAAGGAUGGGCUUUACCUAGCAAAGACUUAUAGAUGACCUGGAGCCAGUGGGUUUGGCGACAAAUAUGAAGCGAAUGGCCAGCCAACGAGAGUGUACAGGUCACAGUGGUGGGUAGUAUACGGGGCUUUGGUGACAAAAUGGAUGGCACUGUGAUAGACUGCAUAUAAACACACCCUGCUGUGUGAGGACAGGAGCCUGACUCAGAUUUAAUUACCCAGAGUCUCAAUUAUACACAAUGCAGCUGUUGUCCACCUGUAAACUCGCAUUCAAGGACAACGCCGCCACUUAACACUUGGAUUGUGUUAAGGUUAGUGGCGUAACUACAUAGUUUUGGUGUGUAAUUUCAUGAUUUCAUGUCUAUAUGACUGUUUUUUUUUGUGAUGAGCGAAAUUGCUUUUCUGUAACGUUUUUUAGUAGGAUCCCUGCGAUGACUAAUGCAAUAAAUGAUGGGCAGUGAUUUUUUUUUUCAGAGAACUACAGACGGGUUAUAUAGAUUUCUGAUCAUGUUGGAACUUCCUGCCGUAUGUUGCUCUGUAUUGAUAUGCCAUUGCAUAUCUUUUAAAUGGGAUACGGUAGUAGGUGCCAGGUUUUUUUUUUCAUCAUCAACAGUUUCCCGUGUGUAUCAAGAAUGGCCCACCACUCAAAGGACAUCCAGACUAACUUGACACAACCGUGGGCCAGUACCCCUGGUGGAAUGCUUUCGAUACCUUGUAGAGUCCAUGAUGAAUUAUGGCUCAAUAUCAGGAAGGUGUUCCUAAUGUCUGGUCGACUCUGUGUAUAUGCAGUAGCAAUUGAGCCCGGGGACGGGGAGUAGGAUGAGGGUCAGUCGACUGUUUACACUUGGCCCCAAAUGGAACCCUAUUCACUAUAUAUAGUGCACUACUUUAGGGUUCCAUUUGGGACGAAGCCUUGAUCUGGUCUAGGAUUCCUGUUCAUCUAAAAAGAAGCAUGUUGCCUCUUAAUCAGAUUUAGUGCCAGUGCUUCUACACCUGCAUUGCUUGCUGUUGGGGGGUUUUAGGCUGGGUUUCUGUACAGCACUUUGAGAUAUCAACUGAUGUAAGAAGGGCUUUAUAAAUACAUUUGAUUUGAUUUAGUCAGGUGGAAGAGGUUACUUUACAUUAUCACACUAGGCUGAAAAAUGGCGCCGACAGAAACAUCUAAAAAAACAAACAAGUAUUUUGCCUCUUAAUCUUAAAUAUUAAACGGUGCCGGAGGAGAUAGGAGCCCGUAAAAACGGCAGCUAACUACAAUUUUCUUACAAUUUUUAACUAGGCUAUUGAGCACGUCAAUAACCCAAGCCUGUCCCAUAGUUAACAGUAGUUGGCUAACUGGCCAGCUAGCUAGCUAAAUGACCACUACCGACUGUAGCGUGACCGUUACAAAGUCCAUUUGUAGCUAGUUUUGUUUGGACAUUUGUUUGUUGUGGAUGCCUCGCUAUUUUAUGUAGCCAGCAUACAUCAUUCUAACAACAAUGGACACACUGGCUAUGUCUAUUUGGUUUCUUUGUUUGUUUGCUAGUUAACUAACAAUGAAGAGAGAUGGAUGCUAACCAGAUAACAAACUGACUCAUCAAAAGUGUUGCUUGUUUGGGUACCGAACAGCGUCCUGGGUACCAUUUUAUUUUUUUUAGCAAACAUUCCACUCCAUGUUCUCCUGUCAUUUUGGCAAUUUCUUUGAUAAAGCAGAUCCCAUCCUGGUGUUUUGAUAUGAGGUGAUUAUGCUAGCCUAGCUACAUUCAAUAUGAGGUGAUUAUGCUAGCCUAGCUACAUUCAAUAUGAGGUGAUAUGCUAGCCUAGCUACAUUCAAUAUGAGGUGAUAUGCUAGCCUAGCUACAUUCAAUAUGAGGUGAUAUGCUAGCCUAGCUACAUUCAAUAUGAGGUGAUAUGCUAGCCUAGCUACAUUCAAUAUGAGGUGAUAUGCUAGCCUAGCUACAUUCAAUAUGAGGUGAUAUGCUAGCCUAGCUACAUUCAAUAUGAGGUGAUAUGCUAGCCUAGCUACAUUCAAUAUGAGGUGAUAUGCUAGCCUAGCUACAUUCAAUAUGAGGUGAUAUGCUAGCCUAGCUACAUUCAAUAUGAGGUGAUAUGCUAGCCUAGCUACAUUCAAUAUGAGGUGAUAUGCUAGCCUAGCUACAUUCAAUAUGAGGUGAUAUGCUAGCCUAGCUACAUUCAAUAUGAGGUGAUAUGCUAGCCUAGCUACAUUCAAUAUGAGGUGAUAUGCUAGCCUAGCUACAUUCAAUAUGAGGUGAUAUGCUAGCCUAGCUACAUUCAAUAUGAGGUGAUAUGCUAGCCUAGCUACAUUCAAUAUGAGGUGAUAUGCUAGCCUAGCUACAUUCAAUAUGAGGUGAUAUGCUAGCCUAGCUACAUUCAAUAUGAGGUGAUAUGCUAGCCUAGCUACAUUCAAUAUGAGGUGAUAUGCUAGCCUAGCUACAUUCAAUAUGAGGUGAUAUGCUAGCCUAGCUACAUUCAAUAUGAGGUGAUAUGCUAGCCUAGCUACAUUCAAUAUGAGGUGAUAUGCUAGCCUAGCUACAUUCAAUAUGAGGUGAUAUGCUAGCCUAGCUACAUUCAAUAUGAGGUGAUAUGCUAGCCUAGCUACAUUCAAUAUGAGGUGAUAUGCUAGCCUAGCUACAUUCAAUGCUGUUUUUUCUGUUAUUUAGGAUUAGUAUUUGUACUUGUUAAGGAUCCCCAUUAGUUCCUGCCAAGGCAGUAGCUACUCUUCCUGGGGUUUAUUAUGGAUCCCCAUUAGUUCCUGCCAAGUCAGCAGCUACUCUUCCUGGGGUUUAUUAUGGAUCCCCAUUAGUUCCUGCCAGUGGGACUAUCAUUUGUUUUUCAACAGGACAAUGACCCAACACACCUCCAGGCUGUGUAAGGGCUAUUUGACCAAGAAGGAGAGUGAUGGAGUGCUGCAUCAGAUGGCCUGGCCUCCACAAUCACCUGACCUCAACCCAGUUGAGAUGGUUUGGGAUGAGUUGGACAGCAGAGUGAAGGAAAAGUGGGCAACAAGUGCUCAGCAUACAGUACCAGUGAAAGUUUGGACACACUUACUCAUUCAAGGGUUUUUCUUUAUUUUUACUAUUUUCUACAUUGUAGAAUAAUAGUGAAGACAUCAACUAUGAAAUAACACCUAUGGAAUCAUAUAGAAGCCAGAAAAGUGUUAAACAAAUCUAAAUAUAUUUGUAAAACUGUCACUCUUCAAAAUCUCUGGUCCCUGGUAAAAAAAAUGUUUUAUUUAACCUUUAACUAGGCAAGUCAGGUAAGAACAAAUUCUUAUUUACAGUGACGACCUACCCCGGCCAAACCCUGACCAGGACGACGCUGUGGCAAUUUUGCGCCACCCUAUGGGACUCCCAAUAACGGCCGGUUGUGAUACAGCCCGGAAUCGAACCAUGGUCUGUAGUGACGCCUGCGCCACUCUGAAGUUCAGACAGUACAGUUUUUACCCCUGAGGUCCUGGUCAGCAAGAAGACUGGCCAGGUGUGUGUGUGUACUGUUCUUCUCCGAUUGGCCAUUGAUCUUUAUCCUCUAUCAGACCAAGACUGCAGUCAAUUCCUUUCUCUCUCUCUCUCGUCUUUUCCCUGAAGUGUGCAUUCAUUCAGUAAUAGGUGAUCAGAAUGCACUCAACAGGUGUGGGAUUGAAACGUUAAAACCAUGUUAUAGGCCUAUAUUUGAUGAGCUUGAGUGUGACAGUUAUUUUUGUCGUCGCAGGUAUGGGCGCUUGGCGCUGGCCAGACUGGAUGAGGAAGUGAGGCUGAGUGAGAAGGAGAUCACAGCUACCCAGGACUGCUGUUGGAGAGGACCUCUGGACAGGUUCCUGCGGCGUGUGUCAGGGUGGAGGUACCUGACUCAUGGAGAACUACUUCCAGGCAGAGGCCUUCAACCUGGAUAAAGUGUUGGAUGACUUUGAACAGAAGCAAGAUGAGACUGACAGUCCGAGUCUGUCUGAUAAGUGGAUUCAGAUCCUGGCCCCUCCUGCCCACCUACUAUCUCCGAACCGUGCCCUGGCUUUGACCCCUGACCUCGGCCCCCUCACCUUAAAGACACCCCCGCCCCCCGACCCGUCAUCCAGCGACCCCCAGGGGCCCGACGCCAAACGCCACCCCGCCGCCGAGCUCCCACUCUGGGGAGAAGAACUCCCAGACUGCCGUGCAGACGUGCAGAGCCCUCCGCUCCCCCAGCCCAACAUCGGCAAGCUGGUUGGGGGUGAGGAGGGCUCGUCUCCCCCUGUGUCGGCCUCCUCCAGCCCCCCUCCGUACCAACACCACUCCUCUAUCAGCCCCUCUAGUCCAGCCAGCCCUGCCCUCAACGGGCUCAGUGAAGAUCCCUGCAAGGGGAACCAGACAUGGGUGACCCCUUUACCCCCCACACCCUCGGACCCACGUACUGAUGCCUCUGUGGGGGAGAGGGGUGAUGGAAGCUCCCACGUUAGUCACACACACUUGACCAUUGAGGAGAGGCUGGGACGGGUUGAGGCGAUGGCAGAGAAGGUUAACUCCAAGCCAGAGACUGAGAGAGCUGGUGCCUGGUCACCUAUUCAGGACAGUGGUGGGGAGGAGGCUGGAAUGGCUGGGGUACAGUCACAUGAGGAAGGAAUCCCUUACAGGGAAAGUCAUGGAAAUACUGUUAAGAAUGGAUUGAUGGAGGGACCGACAGAGCGGAAGGAGUGUAGGAAUUCCUCUCAGAAGCAGAAGAGGUUGAUGGGAGAAAUGGAGAAGGAGAGUAGAGGCAGUCAGGAUGGAGAGAGAGUUCUUACCAGCGCCAUGGCUACUGAAGAGGAGGAGGACCGAGGGAGCAGAGAGGAGAAAGAGGAGGACCGAGGGAGCAGGGAGGAGGAAGACCGAGGGAGCAGGGAGGAAGAGGAGGAGGACCGAGGGAGCAGGGAGGAGAAAGAGGAGGACCGAGGGAGCAGGGAGGAGAAAGAGGAGGACCGAGGGAGCAGAGAGGAGAAAGAGGAGGACCGAGGGAGCAGGGAGGAGAAAGAGGAGGACCGAGGGAGCAGAGAGGAGAAAGAGGAGGACCGAGGGAGCAGGGAGGAGGAAGAGGAGGACCGAGGGAGCAGAGAGGAAGAGGAGGAGGACCGAGGGAGCAGGGAGGAAGAGGAGGAGAAAGGGAGCAGAGGGGAGGAGGACAAAGGGAGCAGAGAGGAGGAGGGCCAGUCUCUCCCCCCUCCUCCCUCCAAGGAGGACUCCGUAACCGAGGAGAAGGAGAUGGAGGAGAGCAACCUAGAGAGCGGAGGAGGAGAUAGCAGUGUUCCCUCCAAACUCAACAACACUCGUCUGGAGCUGGUAAGCGUGCCGUUCGGCGGAGCGCGUCCCAAACAAGCGGUCACUCUAAAACUCCAGAUCCCCUGGUCGCUAUCCGGACAGGUCCAGAACCAACUGUCACCUACCGUUAACACCACCACCACCACCGCCGUCUGCAAGAACCAUGAUAACCGUGCCGGUGACAUAACCAUGGAUACAGGAACCGUCGUUGCCAGGGGUGACCCUGGUGGUUGUGUCGAGGUUGUUAACGGGGAGUUGCUAAACGGGUCUCCGUCGUCAUCGUCGGGCCUGGUGCUGGGGUCAGAGAGCAGCCCGGACAAUGACCUCCAGGCAGGGUAUCACCACCAGGGGGCUCUGCCCAGGAAACAGCUCUCCUCCCUGGGGGAGGUAGCCCCCGUGUGGGUCCCUGACUCCCAGGCUCCAGUCUGUAUGAAGUGUGAGGUCCGCUUUACCUUCACCAAGAGGAGGCAUCACUGCAGGGCCUGUGGAAAGGUGUUCUGUGCUGCCUGCUGCAGCCUGAGGAGCAGACUGAUCUACAUGGACAGGAAGGAGGCCAGAGUCUGUAUCACCUGUCACUCUGCCCUACUGAGUGCUCAUUCGUGGGGGGGUAUGUGUGGUGGGUCUAACCAGAGUCCUAACCCCAACAACCCAGCACAGUACUGCAGCACCAUCCCACCUCUGCAGCAGAUCCAAACCUCAGGGGCACUGGACUCCCUUCCUCACACUGUACCUGUGGGUGUUCUCAAAACACCCGGCUCGGAGGGGUCCAAAGUUUUCCACCCGCGGGAGCGGAGGAGGGUGUGGUUUGCAGAUGGAAUCCUGCCCAAUGGGGAAGCGGCAGAAUCCCCCAAGCUUCCUGCUACCAGCCCCGCCCCCUCGCAAACAUUGGCUGUCUCACAGUGUUCCAACAAAUCCUUGGCUUCUGAUUUGCGAGAGGCAUCAUCCCCUGCCCCUGCGGCCACCGUGGGAAGCCCUGUAGGCAGCUCCAUCAGUCUAAUUCCGGAGGACGGACUUCCUCCCAUCCUCAUCUCCACCGGAGUUAAAGGAGGUAUGAGAGGACACAGCACAGCACCACCCUCAGACUAUAAGGUGGAGGAGCGUCCCUCUGAGACCCUUCUGAUGCAGCAGCUGGAGGAGGGAGGUCCUGACCCGUUGGUGUUUGUGCUCAACGCUAACCUGCUGGCCAUGGUCAAACUGGUCAACUACGUAAACAGGAAGUGUUGGUAUGUGACCACUAAGGGGAUGCAUGCAGUGGGCCAGGCUGAGGUGGUGGUGCUGCUGCAGUGUCUACCUGACGAGAAGAGCAUCCCCAAAGACCUCUUCAGCCACUUCGUACAGCUCUACCAGGAGGCCCUCACAGGUAAUGUCCUGACCCACCUGGGCCAUUCGUUCUUCACCCAGAGUUUCCUUGGCAGCAGGGAGCAUGGAGGUUUCCUCUACGUCACCCCGUCUUUCCAGUCCCUCCAGGACCUGAUGCUCCCCAACCCCCCCUACCUGUUUGGGGUGUUGCUGCAGAAGUGGGAGACCCCCUGGGCCAAGAUGUUCCCCAUCAGACUCAUGCUGCGGCUGGGCGCCGAGUACAGAUUCUACCCCUGCCCUCUGUUCAGUGUGCGCUUCAGAAAACCCCUGUUUGGAGAGACAGGUCACACCAUCAUGACCCUGCUAGUGGACUUCUGUAACUACCAGUACACGUUGUCCAUGGUGAAGGGUCUGGUGGUGGACAUGGAGGUGAAGAAGACAUGCAUCAAGAUCCCCAGCAACCGAUACAACGAGCUGAUGAAGGCGAUGAACAAGUCCAACGAACACGUCCUGGCCAUGGGGGCGUGUUUUAACGAGCAGGCCGACUCCCACCUGGUGUGUAUUCAGAACGACGACGGAAACUACCAGACACAGGCCAUCAGUAUCCACCACCAACCACGCAAAGUGACUGGCGCCUGCUUCUUUGUGUUCAGUGGUUCUCUGAAGGCAGCUUCUGGAUACCUGGCCAAGACCAGCAUCGUGGAAGAUGGUGUGAUGGUGCAGAUCACAGCAGAGACCAUGGAUGCUCUACGGCAAGCCCUCAGGGACAUGAAGGACUUUAGUAUCACCUGUGGCUGGGCAGACCAGGAGGACAGCCAGGAGCACGUUCACAUACAGUGGAUCGAUGACGAUCACAACUUUUUCAAUAAGGGGGUAAUUAGUCCUAUUGAUGGGAAGUCUAUGGAGUUCAUCACCAGCGUGAAAAUCUUCCACGGUUCAGAGUUCAAGGCUAAUGGGAAGGUCAUCCGCUGGACGGAGGUGUUCUUCCUCCAGAGUGAUGACCAGGACCAGCCCAACGGUCUGAGCGACCCUGCUGACCACAGCCGCCUGACGGAGAACGUGGCGAGGGCAUUCUGCGUGGCGCUCGGCCCACACCUCAAACGGCUAAAGGAGGAUGGCAUGGCUAAGCUGGGCCUACGGGUCACCCUCGAGUCUGACCAGGUGGGUUACCUAGCAGGAAGUAACGGCCAGCCUCUCCUCUCCCAUUACCUGAGUGACCUGGACAGUACUCUGAUCCCUGUCAUCCACAGAGGGGCGUGUCAACUCAGCGAGGGACCUGUUGUCAUGGAGCUGGUCUUCUACAUCCUGGAAAUCCUCUCCUAGGAGACGGAGGCACCGCUUAGCAACGGACCAUCACCCCAGACUCCGAUCUCCUAGUUCUCUUUCUCUCGUCCUCAUCCUUUUUUUUCCCCCCUGCCAUCUUGCCUCUUCCAUCUCUUCAGAGGCUGAAGGCUGUGAGGGACAGCUAGCUGAUGUUGCUAUCCCUUCACCAGACAGCUAGCUGUGGGGGACAGUUCCCAGCUAGCUGAUGUUGCUAUCCCUUCACCAGACAGCUAGCUGUGGGGGACAGUUCCCAGCUAGCUAAUGUUGCUAUCCCUUCACCAGACAGACAGCUGUGGGGGACAGUUACCAGCUAGCUAAUGUUGCUAUCCCUUCACCAGAGAGACAGCUGUGGGGGACAGUUCCCAGCUAGCUAAUGUUACUAUCCCUUCACCAGACAGCUAGCUGUGGGGGAUAGUUCCCAGCUAGCUAAUGUUGCUAUCCAUUCACCAGACAGCUAGCUGUGGGGGACAGUUCCCAGCUAGCUAAUGUUGCUAUCCCUUCACCAGACAGCUAGCUGUGGGGGAUAGUUACCAGCUAGCUAAUGUUGCUAUCCCUUCACCAGACAGCUAGCUGUGGGGGACAGUUCCCAGCUAGCUAAUGUUGCUAUCCCUUCACCAGACAGCUAGCUGUGGGGGACAGUUCCCAGCUAGCUAAUGUUACUAUCCCUUCACCAGACAGCUAGCUGUGGGGGAUAGUUACCAGCUAGCUAAUGUUGCUAUCCCUUCACCAGACAGCUAGCUGUGGGGGACAGUUCCCAGCUAGCUAAUGUUGCUAUCCCUUCACCAGACAGCUAGCUGUGGGGGAUAGUUCCCAGCUAGCUAAUGUUGCUAUCCCUUCACCAGACAGCUAGCUGUGGGGGACAGUUCCCAGCUAGCUAAUGUUGCUAUCCCUUCACCAGACAGCUAGCUGUGGGGGAUAGUUCCCAGCUAGCUAAUGUUGCUAUCCCUUCACCAGACAGCUAGCUGUGGGGGACAGUUCCCAGCUAGCUAAUGUUGCUAUCCCUUCACCAGACAGCUGUGGGGGAUAGUUACCAGCUAGCUAAUGUUGCUAUCCCUUCACCAGACAGCUAGCUGUGGGGGACAGUUCCCAGCUAGCUAAUGUUGCUAUCCCUUCACCAGACAGCUGUGGGGGAUAGUUCCCAGCUAGCUAAUGUUGCUAUCCCUUCACCAGACAGCUGUGGGGGAUAGUUACCAGCUAGCUAAUGUUGCUAUCCCUUCACCAGACAGCUAGCUGUGGGGGAUAGUUCCCAGCUAGCUAAUGUUGCUAUCCCUUCACCAGACAGCUAGCUGUGGGGGACAGUUCCCAGCUAGCUAAUGUUGCUAUCCCUUCACCAGACAUCUGUGGGGGACAGUUCCCAGCUAGCUAAUGUUGCUAUCCCUUCACCAGACAGCUAGCUGUGGGGGAUAGUUACCAGCUAGCUAAUGUUGCUAUCCCUUCACCAGACAGCUAGCUGUGGGGGACAGUUCCCAGCUAGCUAAUGUUGCUAUCCCUUCACCAGACAGCUGUGGGGGAUAGUUCCCAGCUAGCUAAUGUUGCUAUCCCUUCACCAGACAGCUAGCUGUGGGGGACAGUUCCCAGCUAGCUAAUGUUGCUAUCCCUUCACCAGACAGCUGUGGGGGAUAGUUACCAGCUAGCUAAUGUUGCUAUCCCUUCACCAGACAGCUCCCAGCUAGCUAAUGUUGCUAUCCCUUCACCAGACAGCUGUGGGGGACAGUUCCCAGCUAGCUAAUGUAUGUCAUGUGAAGGGAUAACAACAUCUAGGGCCUUUACGUCAUGUCCGCCCUGAUCACAUGACAUACAUCUAGGGCCUUUACGUCAUGUCCACCCUGAUCACAUGAAUCAGGAAAUCUGAGGACUAUUCCAGUUCCACUGUGGUAGACCAGGCUGGGGUUUGAGAAGUCAAAAAUGAUUCCUUAGUUGUUACUUUUCUCGAAAUCUAAUGGCACAACCUAGAUUAGAGACCAUGUCUUAAGUAGCUGAACAUGUUAUUACUCCCACCUUGUGAAAGUGACAAACUGACACGUUUUACAUUUUCUUCAAAACACAACUUUAUAUUGAAGGAGUGCCUUUGCUUUGACGGCCUGCAACAUGCAAUUCUGUUUGAGACGACCGUUAGACAUAAUGUCGUGUUUCUACGCAUGAAUUUAGCUAGCCAAGUCGCCAUGACAACGCCGACAUGCGUAAUCGAGGAUUUCUAUUGGAGAAGCAGUUUGUCGAUCUUCAUACUGUAUUGUCUUUACUGUGGUAGCUAGCCAACCAGAGGACAAAGCAGAAGCACUGCACUCUGGGAAACGUAGUCUCCGAAGGCUAUGUUGUAGCAUGGGCGCUUUGAGGACCUCAGGUAGAGGUGUCCAAAGCUCUGCCUGAUGAGACUACACUUUUCUCUGCUGACAGGGACUUCACACGGUCUGGUGGUCCGGGAAGAUUAAAAACUCGGCGAUGAGUGGAUGGAGAGAGGGUACAGCAAGAAUAGGAGAGAAAAGAGGGAGGAAACAUUUUUCUGGUGAUGCUGUUUAAUUUGCAUCCCGGUGCUCAGUUCCUGCAGUCGCAACUCUUCACAGUGGAAGGAGGAAAGAAUAACUUACCUGUAAUUUUCAGCCUGGCUUUUAGCCAAAGAUCACCAAAUGCUUUAUUUCCUGACAUUGAUGGACUACAGUUUUCGUUUGCCUUGUUAUUUUGUUUAGGCAGGGCUGCAAUUGGCUCAAUAGCUCAUCCAGAGAUCCAAGAUUGUCUGUCUCACUAGAACUGCUAAGCAGUUGGACCACUUAGUCGAAGGCACAAUAUCUAAGAGAGGUGGUGUGGGUGUUUGACCUAUUAAGUCUGACAGUGAAAUCAGUAAAGAUCCUGAACUGUGGAGAUGACCCAAGCUUUAUAUGGCUGAGCUUCUAGUCUUCUGAGAACCAUGUCAAGUGUGACAGAGCGUACGCUGAUUAAAAUCUGUUUUCAUUGCUUUACCAGAACAUUCUAACAGGAAGUAUAACAAACACUCUCUGGCCUCUCAUUGGCAACCCAAGGGGACUGGUUGGAGUCUUGGGAUGAGAAAUGCAUUGUGGUCUGAUCCUUCACCACCGACUGUUAACACCAGCCUCAUCCUUCCACCGUUAAUAACUAACCCCAGGCUCGUCCUUCCACUGUUAACUAACCCCAUCCUCAUCCUUCUCUCUGUCAGCAAUGGAGAGGAUAUUAGAGCAUCUUCAGUAAAUUGUUACCUGUGGUUUCUUCCCAAAGUGCACUACAUUUGACCGGAGCCAUAUGGGACACAACCUAUAGGUUACCCUGUCCGCCUGACCUGUGAGCCAACGCAACUAUUCAACACAUUGAUGCUGCACUCCUCCAUCCACAGACCCCAUAGCAUUUUUUUGUACGAUUCAAAAUAAAACUGCCUAACUGA